Molecule: messenger RNA, 1254 nt
Organism: Pogona vitticeps (central bearded dragon)
Lineage: Eukaryota; Metazoa; Chordata; Lepidosauria; Squamata; Agamidae
Gene: BPHL
Product: biphenyl hydrolase like
Molecular function (GO): serine hydrolase activity
Source: RefSeq, a predicted model, not a curated record
CCCCCCCUCCCGCCGCCUCCCGGGAACAGAUAAAGCCGGCAAGGAGCGACGGGGCACGAAGACGAAGGCGGAGCCACGAGGAGGCCCCAGCACCGGAGGGACAUGGCGGGACCUGGAGGCGGAGGGCUGCGGCCGCUGCGGCGCCUCGUCUCGCAGCUCUCCCAGUCCGCGCCGUGGGUCGCGCCCCACAGACCGGCUGCUUUCUACAGCACUGCAAUAACCUCAGCUAAAGUUGAAGUGAAUGGCGUCCAUCUACACUAUCAGCAAACAGGAGAAGGAAACCAUGUCAUCCUGCUGCUUCCUGGCAUGUUAGGAAGUGGUGAGACUGAUUUUGGACCACAGUUGAAAUCUCUGAACAAGCAGCUCUUCACACUUGUUGCCUGGGAUCCCCGGGGAUAUGGAAAGUCUAUUCCUCCUGCUCGAGAUUUCCCUCUAGAUUUUUUUGAAAGAGAUGCCAAAGAUGCCAUUGACUUGAUGCAGACACUGAAAUUUAAGAAGUUCUCUUUGCUGGGUUGGAGUGAUGGUGGAAUAACAGCACUCAUUGCUGCUGCAAAAUACCCAGAUCUUAUUCAUAAAAUGGUCGUUUGGGGAGCCAAUGCUAAUGUUACAGAGGAGGAUGUGAAACUUUACAAUGGUAUCCGUGAUAUUUCAAAGUGGAGUGAAAAGACCAGAAAGCCAAUGGAAGCGAUGUAUGGACUUGAAUAUUUGAGCAAAACCUGUUCAGCCUGGGUGGAUGGAAUCUCCCAGUUUAUACACAGGCCAGAUGGUAGUAUCUGCCAGUCUUCAUUACCACACAUUAAGUGCCCUACAUUAAUAAUACAUGGUGCGAAAGAUCCACUGGUGCCACGCUUUCACCCAGAAUAUAUUCACAAGCAUAUUGCAAAUUCACGGCUGCUUUUUUUUCCUGAAGGAAAGCAUAAUCUACAUCUACGCUUUGCUGAAGAGUUUAAUGAACUGGUGGAAAAUUUCCUUUCUUAAAAUUGUGUUACUUAAUUGAUACUCCCCUAUUUCUUCACCGUUCCUGUUAUGGCAGACCUUGUGAAAAGGGAAUCAAAAGUUUUCACAUCUUCCAUUUAUCGCUGCCAAAGUUGUAACACCAACAUGUUUGCUAUGUGAAAUUGUCCUCAUAGGGUUUUUUAAAAUUUUUACUAAACAAGGUUUAACAUCUGCCACUGCCUAAUUGUAACUCCUGACAACUUCAAGAAAAUUGUUAAGACAGUAACACUAGUUUUAAUAAAUACUUUAUUGCCAAGA